Molecule: messenger RNA, 1475 nt
Organism: Baudoinia panamericana UAMH 10762
Lineage: Eukaryota; Fungi; Ascomycota; Dothideomycetes; Mycosphaerellales; Teratosphaeriaceae
Exons: 2
Coding region: 154-1359 (401 amino acids)
Source: RefSeq, a predicted model, not a curated record
UGGCUGCAUGUUCUCAAACUCACAUAUACGCCUCGGGACAACGCAUUGCCUCCUCGUUCCACUUUGUAAGACUGUAUCGUAUCUUCUGCUCACAAGCAAGCAGCAGUAGUCCAUCGCCGGUACUUGGGGCCAAGACAGGCUGGUCUUGUUGGCAUGGCUCACUCUAAUGUGUCCAGCUGUGUGCUGUCAAUCGUAGCCUCGUUUUCGAACAGCCUUGACUUGUUCAGACAGCUCAAGGAAAAGCGGAGACGGGGGAAGCGGACGAAGAACGUGGCAAAGCUUGAAGAGAAUGAGCUUCGACUUGGCAAAUCGCUCAGGCAAGGCCCGGAAGACAUUGGACGAGAGUAUCAGAAGAGUGUCCAAGCCGCUGGGGAUCAGUUCGUUUUCGGUGAUGCUAUUGCACAUACUUCGCUGGCCGAGAUCCUGCUCAACAUGAACACAGGCCUAGUGGGCAUCAUCACCUCCUUUCUGCAGGACAGAAAGAGCGUCAAAGUGGACUACCACUCGCUCACCAGCCUAUCCGAGCGCUCGCGCAUCGACACCUGCCGUGCCUUGCAGCAACUGUAUAGGCGGAUCUUACAGUCAAGGCCAGCAGCACUUAGCUACUCCAGCCUCCCACUGCCGCAGAUUGCUUGGCAGACCAGGUCAAGGGCCGACUCUGCAGGCGACAAAAGACAGGAUAGCCGGCCAGCGCAGCCUGUGAAGUCGAACAAACUCCACCGACCGACCAUUGCCCGCAUCACGAUCGAAAACUCUUCGAAGCCGUCGCAAAUUGCUCUUGUAAAGCCAGCAGAGCGUCGGAAACGAGCUGGCUCUAGUCGAACGUCAUCAAAGGCAGAGUCAAUGGCAAGCGGCAGCAGCACACCUUCACCCUCUCCACCACCGUAUGAGACGAUCUGCACGUCAGAUGCCAGGGCCGCCCGCCCACAUGCUACUCAUUGGAACUCGAUGCCUGAUGUCCCAAAGCCUCGACACAUGCGAUCCGCUGCUCCAGUCCGAGGGUCUCCAGUGCCACAGCAAUCGGAAGCUCUACGGUCCACGAAGUCCACCUCCCAGCUCGACGCUCGAUCUGCAUACAAGCCAACACCUGGCGAGCUGGAUGUCCCACCAUUACCCAGCCUACCGCUUACCGAGAUCUAUCAACGGAGCCGUAAGCCGACGCCGACUUACUACUCGAUAACAUCAGAAGGCACCAAGCUUGGCGAGAUCCCGUUGCACAAAUGGCCGACACCGUUUGACUUUGACGCCAUGAGCGUGAUGAACCACGAAGCUGAGGGCAAUGGUUGGCCCGUCAAUCAAGCGGGCAGUUCUCCUCCGAGAAGGAAAGGGUUCGGACUGUUCCGGUUUUUCUGGAAGUGAUAGAGAUUCAGCGCCGUAGUACACUGGCUACUAACUUACAUCAUGGCCUGCACGACGCUAUGACGAACGAUCACGAACUGCACGUAAGAAGCGCGGCGUUGAGCGUCUGUCGCAGU